This is a messenger RNA of Symbiodinium natans, 351 nucleotides long. Lineage: Eukaryota; Dinophyceae; Suessiales; Symbiodiniaceae. The record is from the annotation of a GenBank genome assembly.
AUGAAGGGUGAGAACAGGAGUCCACGGACCCAGGAAGAAAGCAGGGAGACGCGAGGAGACGAGGAGCGGCCGACGCCGCCCUCUUUUGAAAGGGGAGGCAGACAAAGAGUCCAGGUCCCCAGCCGAGGCCAGCUCCAGAGCCACUUAGAGGGGGACAAAAGGGAGACGAGCAGAGACGAGGAGAGCCCCUUUCGAGGCCACAUGAAGAGGGACAACAGGAGACAAAAGCAACCAAGCAAGCAGAGCAUCGGGCUAGGUUGGAAUUCUGAGAAAGAAACAAGAACCCCUGCAGAAAAGCAAUUGGGGAAAGCCUAUGCUUGGGUGAUGCAAUUUCUUGAGCAAAAGGCUUGA